This is a messenger RNA of Choloepus didactylus (southern two-toed sloth), 960 nucleotides long. RefSeq names its product thiamine transporter 2-like. Gene Ontology annotation, molecular function: thiamine transmembrane transporter activity. The transcript has 4 exons. Gene Ontology annotation, cellular component: plasma membrane. The record is from RefSeq and is a predicted model, not a curated record. The coding region runs from base 1 to 960 and encodes 319 amino acids. Gene Ontology annotation, biological process: transmembrane transport; vitamin transport. NCBI's taxonomy places the organism in Eukaryota, Metazoa, Chordata, Mammalia, Pilosa, Megalonychidae.
AUGACCCGGCUGCUGCUCUUGUUUGGCCAAGGCGUGAAGGCCAUGCAGGCUGUCGAGUUCUUCUACGGGCUGGUCACCGCCACCGAGGUGGCCUACUAUGCCUACAUAUACAGCGUGGUCAGCCCAGAACACUACCAGAGAACUCAGUUUCCCACAAGCAGCUACUGUCGGAGUGUGACGCUGGUGGCCUACACAGCGGCCUCCGUGCUGGCCCAGGUGCUAGUUUCCCUGGCUGACGUGUCAUACUUCUACCUGAAUGUCAUAUCCUUGGCCUCUGUCACGAUGGCCUUCCUUUGCUCACUUUUCCUGCCCAUGCCCAAGAAGAGUAUGUUCUUUCAUGCAAAACCCAGCAAAGAAGCGCAGACCUCCCCAAGCACAGAGGCAGUGGUCGGUGGAUCUCAGGAGGCUGGUGCACCAGGCUGCACAGAGAAGAAACCCACGUCGGAAAUACUCACCGUUUCAGGGAGUCUGGAUGCUGGACAGUUGAGCAGCCCUCGUCCAAGCAAUGUGAUUGUGAGAGUGUUUGUGCAGUGGUUCCAAGACCUGAGGGAGUGCUACUCCUCAGAGCGCCUUUUUUACUGGUCCCUGUGGUGGGCUUUUUCCACAGCUGGGUUUAACCAGGUUUUGAACUAUGUUCAAGUCCUGUGGGAUUACAAGGCACUGUCCCAGAAUUCCUCUGUCUAUAGGGCCGUGGUGGCCUUUGCAGCGGGUUAUGUGAAAGGCAACUGGGAUCUCCUGGGAAAGUUGGUUUUGGCCAUCUUCUCCGUGGUCAACACGGGAGCCUUACUGCUCAUGCAUUACAUGGACAGCAUCUGUGCCUGCUAUGCUGGCUACUUGGUCUUCAAAUUUCGGACUGCAGUUAACCUGAGCGUGGAACGCUAUGCGCUGGUGUUUGGAAUCAACACCUUCUUGGCCCUGGUGAUCCAGACCAUCCUAACUGUGAUUGUUGUGGACCAGUGA